This is a messenger RNA of Hypoxylon trugodes, 1231 nucleotides long. Its product is annotated as PRTase-like protein. The transcript has 3 exons. The record is from RefSeq and is a predicted model, not a curated record. Gene Ontology annotation, biological process: GMP salvage; IMP salvage; hypoxanthine metabolic process. NCBI's taxonomy places the organism in Eukaryota, Fungi, Ascomycota, Sordariomycetes, Xylariales, Hypoxylaceae. Gene Ontology annotation, molecular function: hypoxanthine phosphoribosyltransferase activity. Gene Ontology annotation, cellular component: cytoplasm. The coding region runs from base 430 to 1077 and encodes 215 amino acids.
ACCCUCCGAUGAAGGUUUACGGGUUUGCAUGUAAUGACUUGCCUAAUUCGUCACUACAGAAUGUAUCUUGGAGCCCUGGCCGCCUGAAGGUGACGCCCCUAACAAGCCUACAAGCCUGCAAACCCCUCCCUAAAGCCCCACGUAAAAAAAGCCCUCUAGAGUUCACGGCCCCACUAAAAACUUUCCCAUCGAGUCCCAGUCGCAGCUUUAACUCUCUUCAACUUUUUUUUUUUCUUCUAGUCCAACUAUUUUCUGCGAUAAUCCUUCCUCCUCCAUAUUUCUACUCCAUAUCUAUCGCAAUUUGCCGUCAGAUUCUUCACCUCCACGUCCCGAUUCUUCCUUUUUACGCUGCCCUUAUAAACGUACAACCCGUAUAAGCUACAAGCCUCGGAAAUUUCCCCACGAUCGAAAUCUUCUGCAGCAUCCAAGAUGGUGGAGAAGAUCUACGUCACUUACAACGAUGUUCACAAACUCUGCCAAGAGGCAGCACCCGAGAUCUUGAGCUCAUUCCAACCUCAGCUCAUAAUCGCUAUUGGCGGUGGUGGCUAUGUACCCGCGCGGAUCCUACGUUCCUUUCUCAAACAGCCCGGCAGCCCCAACAUCCCUAUCCAAGCCAUUGGCCUCUCCUUAUACGAACAGCUACCCGUGGUGGAUCUGCCAAACGGUACCGGCGCUCCAGACAAGAUCGGCACCAAAGUUACUCGCACCCAGUGGUUGGAUCUGAGCAGCCUCGGCGAGAUCCAAAACUUGGUUGGGAAGCGCAUCCUGAUCGUGGACGAGGUCGAUGACACCCGAACGACGUUGGAAUAUGCCGUUAAGGAAUUAGAAAAGGACGUUGAAAUCGCGCGACAGAAGCUCGGCCCUACCGCCGAGAAGACGCAAUUCAGUAUCUUCGUCCUACAUAACAAAGAUAAGCAGAAGAAGGGCACCUUGCCCGCGGACAUGAUGGCGGAAUCACGAUAUCUAGCAGCCCGAACCGUUGGGGAUGAAUGGAUAUGUUAUCCAUGGGAAGCAACAGAUAUCGAUGCGCACGACGAGUUAGCGCGACAAGCCAAAAAUGGGAACGGCACUGCCUAAGAGCGACGAGUAGGCAGAGGUGCAUGGAUAACGUCUUUCCCUUUCGGGUAGGUAAGGUAGACGCGGCGUGUUGAUAGACACCAAAGGCAACUCGGUACACAUCGGGGAUAUAAUGACCCAUACCAGAAUACCACAAAGAGAGAAAAAAACGGAG